This is a messenger RNA of Oreochromis niloticus (Nile tilapia), 2168 nucleotides long. Its product is annotated as butyrophilin subfamily 2 member A2. The coding region runs from base 130 to 987 and encodes 285 amino acids. Gene Ontology annotation, molecular function: signaling receptor binding. The transcript has 6 exons. NCBI's taxonomy places the organism in Eukaryota, Metazoa, Chordata, Actinopteri, Cichliformes, Cichlidae. Gene Ontology annotation, cellular component: external side of plasma membrane. Gene Ontology annotation, biological process: T cell receptor signaling pathway; regulation of cytokine production. The record is from RefSeq and is a predicted model, not a curated record.
AGCUAUAUUAUCGUCCUCACGAUUUUCUCGUUUAAGCUCACGCGGUUGAUCGCACGUGACAGUGUAAACAAACAACAGAGCUCUUGCGCAGCAAGUCGUAGACUUCUGUUCGUCUUUGAGAUUUCCAAGAUGCAUCUGUGGAGAUACAAGUUAUCCUUGAGAGGCUACAGAGCCAUGAUUUUACAGCACAUGAUUUUCUGCCUUCUCCUGAUACACAGAGGGCAGCCUCUCAUUGUCGUUCCAUUGCGGGCAGUCAUGGCCACAGCUGGGGAAGAGGUUGUUUUGCCGUGCCACAUUAAACCAGAAAUGGAUGCUAAUGGGAUGAGGCUGGAGUGGGCGAGACCUGACCUGACGCCCGGGUUUGUUUACGAGUGGGCAGACCAAAAAGAACAUGUAGUGAACAAACAGCCGUCAUACAGAGGAAGGACAUCAGUGGUUAAGGAAAAACUGGAACAUGGAGACAUUUCACUGAAAAUCUCAAAUGUGACCAUCUCUGAUGAGGGAAUAUACAGAUGCCUUGUUCCACAAGUGGGUCAAGAGGCCUUCAUUAAGCUCAUUGUUGGUGCUGUGUCCUUUCCUACAGUCACUGUAAUAAGCAAAACCAGCAGCAGGGUGGUGUUACAGUGUGAGUCUGCAGGCUGGUAUCCAGAGCCUGAGCUGCUGUGGUUGGACGGUGAGGGAAACCUCCUCUCUGCUGGACCUACAGAGACCCUCAGAGGUCCUGAUGACCUCUAUACUGUCAGCAGCAGAGUGACUGUGGAGAAGAGACACAGCAACAACAUCACCUGCAGAGUCCAACAGAGGAACACCAACCAGAGCAGAGAGACACACAAACAUGUUCCAGUCCCGUCCUGGUAUUUGAAAUUGGUCUUGGUUCCGGGCUUACUCGCUGUGUUGGUGUCUGUUCUGUUGACCAUUCACAGAUGGCGACUGAGGAUUCCUGAACAUGCUGAAAAAGAGGCGAUGAUCAAGAAUCCAGAUGUGUAAUUACCACAAGGAACAGCUUUGAUAGAAAACCACACAACUCCAAAGGGGCAAGAACUUCAGAUCAUGUAAGAUCAGGAAGUGGAGCUUCUGACAUGUCUGGAGGAAGCAGGAGAGCAGCUGAAGAAUGUACACAUUUUAAUGACAGGAAGACAAGCUUUGAGAAAGAGCUUAUGUGAAUACAAUGACUGUUAUUGUCAAUAUUCCUGAGCAAAUCACCUGUGCUUAAACAGUCUUCAGCGUGGCUUUAGUCUCUCAGUCUGGACCUGGAGUCUGGAUUUCUAAAUGGCGAUAACUGAAACGAGCCCUCAGUUCAUCUGUACAAAUUGGUUGUUACAUUUCUUACUGUGUUAGAGGACCUCCAUCAUCUGUAGUGUCGUCCAUGACUGUUUCACAACCUUAAAUGUACCAAUGAUGAAAAAGGCUCUUUGACUUCCAGGGAGUACCUAUGAAAGAAAUCUUUACCCAUCCUAAACUGCAUAAAUUGUAGUUGUGAAUGUUCACUAUUGUACAUGGGAAAGUUUCACAUAACGAGGUCAUGUAAUCUCUGUGAACCGAAAGCUUCAUUCUGCUCUAGACACUCACUUUUAUUCCGUUAUAGAGAGUGGAUAUCCUCAAUAUUUCCAUGCAGUUCUGACCGUGAGCACAAAAGAUCCCCUCACCACUCAAAUCUUAAGUUUAUGAGGGAAACCGAUCAGACAAAAGUUGGGUUAUAGGGAGAGGUGCUAAGAAAAGUCAGACAAACUGAAGUGUCAAACUCAGGAUUAAAAAGAAUUAUUUUGAACUGUGAACCAUGCAGAGCUGCUUAGGAGUCCAAGAAUAAAAAAUAUUGUAUUGGAAACGAGCAGAAUAUGAUUCAUUUCAGUGCAAUAUUGUAACUGUGAAAACAAAGGAGUAGUACUUCUCUGGUUGUAGAUGCACCAUUUCAGGAAGACGCUACUUUGGGUCUUAUCUGAAGUCAGAGACUGACAAUCCUAGACUAGUCUAUUUUCGUUUAUAAUGGUUUAUUGUGAGCAGUGAGUCUCAGGAUUGGACUGUUUCCUCAACCAUAAUACAGAAAGUAAACAAAAUCCCUGUAGAAACCUCAAAAGACCCAAACUAUUUUAACUUCCUCUAGGCAACCAAAGAAUGGCUUCUUAUUUCUAACCUAGAGUUGAUGACUGUCACAUUCAUCAGCUGUUAAA